This is a messenger RNA of Dioscorea cayenensis subsp. rotundata (Guinea yam), 282 nucleotides long. RefSeq lists its product as uncharacterized. The transcript has a single exon. Lineage: Eukaryota; Viridiplantae; Streptophyta; Magnoliopsida; Dioscoreales; Dioscoreaceae. The coding region runs from base 1 to 282 and encodes 93 amino acids. The record is from RefSeq and is a predicted model, not a curated record.
AUGUGCUAUAUAGGCAAGGCCACCAAGAUCUUCUUCUUCAUCGUCGCCAUCCUCGCCGUCUCCGGCCUCAUCCUCGGCUUCGGUGUCCUCCGUCGUGGCGCUUCCAACAAGACUCAUGGCUGUAACGAUCCUCAAUGCCGCCCCACCGCCGUUCCUUUCGAACCUCCACCCUCAUCCUCCUCCUCUUCCACCUUCUCUCCCUUAAUCGCUUCUCCGCCGACUUUCUUCAGCCCUCCAAACCCUAUUCCUUUUCCAGUUAGUCCCCCUGUUCCUUAUCCUUAG